AUGUCAGCAUCGCCCGAACCCCAGUCAGACUCCCCAGCCGCUGAUCGCGACGAACUCCAAGCUGAACUUGACGACCUCAACGACGACGGCGGAGAUGCAGCGGACGACGCAGGAUUGUCUGACGACGAGUCUGUCCUCUCCGAAGUCGACGAAGCUCAAUUUGAAGACUUCAACCCUGAUGAUGUCGACAUUGAGGAUCGACCCGCUCUCGACGUCGAUGCUGAGAAUCUAAAGUUGAUUGGUCGUCACAAGCGUAAGAGACGUGAUGAUGAAGAUGGGGAACCAAAACGGACACGGGAGGGGAGGAGAGAGAAGAAGAAGCGUGCACAGAAGGAUUCGGAUGUUGAGUCUGGGGAUGGGAAGGCUGUGCGGCGAAAAGCGAAACCGAGACGAGAGGCUACACCGGAGGAUGACGAGACGCUGAGUCCUGAAGAGAGACGCCGCCGUGCGCUUGAUCGUGCCAUGGACGCUGCUCUGAAGCAAAAGACGAGACGACGGAGAAAGGCAGAUGGAAUUGACCUCGAACAAAUGGCCGACGCAGAAAUCGAAGAUAUGCGAAGACGCAUGACAGAUGCAGCUCGCCUCGACGCUGAGGCCCGUCGUCAAGGCCAACCGGCCAUGCACAAACUCAAGAUGCUACCAGAAGUUUUAAAUCUGCUGAAUCGCAACCAAUACACAGCCAGUCUCGUGGACCCGGAAAUAAAUUUGUUGGAAGCCGUCAAAUUCUUCUUGGAGCCGCUCGACGAUGGCGAGCUUCCUGCCUAUAGUAUUCAGCGUGAUUUGAUGGAUGUGCUUGGCAAGCUUCCUAUCAACAAGGACUCUCUCGUGGCUAGUGGGAUUGGCAAAGUGAUUGUGUUUUAUACCAAGAGCAAGCGCCCUGAAUUGAAGAUUAAGCGACAGGCUGAGCGCCUCUUGGCUGAUUGGACUCGACCAAUCCUUCAGCGGUCGGAUGAUUACUCGAAGCGUGUAUAUGAGGAGGUCGAAUUCGAUCCUACACGCCUGGUCAACCGCGCCAAUAUCGCUCAACAAACUGCCGAAGAAGCGCGUGCGCGUGAGCUCCUGCCACCUCGUCUUGCCAACCGUGCUCGUCGUGAGAUGGGUCAUACCUCGUACAGUAUCGUUCCUCGCUCGACGGUUGUUCAAGACAACAAGUUUGCGCGCCCAGUUGGUGCCAGUGGAGAGGAUCGUUUCCGUCGCAUGAAGGCACGGCAGUUAAAUGCAGGUAAACCGUCGCGCAGGUGA
This is a messenger RNA of Talaromyces marneffei, 1242 nucleotides long. RefSeq lists its product as uncharacterized. NCBI's taxonomy places the organism in Eukaryota, Fungi, Ascomycota, Eurotiomycetes, Eurotiales, Trichocomaceae. Gene Ontology annotation, cellular component: nucleus. Gene Ontology annotation, biological process: poly(A)+ mRNA export from nucleus. Bases 1 to 1242 code for a protein of 413 amino acids. The record is from RefSeq and is a predicted model, not a curated record. The transcript is spliced from 4 exons.